AUGACAUCAGUCAACAUCACUGAAGAUCUAUGCAAGAUAUGUGACGGCAGAAUAGAGUGUGCUCCUACAGCUAUCUUGCUCAUUUCUCUAGUCCACACCCUUUACGGCCACAUCGGUCCGGAACCGGACUACUUUGGGAACAACAAGGAUUCCUUGCUGAGGUCACAGGAGAGUCCUACUAACGAAGAUUACAUUAUACCGAAGCCCAGGCCUUAUGCAUACUUUGACAAGGUAAAAGACGACCAGAAAUCCUUUCGUGUGGAGGAUAAUGAAAAUCCGGUGGCGGAGUACGAUUUCAUCGUCGUUGGAGGUGGCACCGCAGGCUGCGUGGUAGCCAGCAGAUUGUCAGAGAAUAGGAAGUGGAAGGUUUUGCUGGUUGAAGCCGGCCCCGAAGAGCCGAAGAUUGCAUCCAUUCCUAGUCUGACCAGUGAGUUUAGAGGCUCCGCUUUAGAUUGGCAGUUCAGCAUGAGACCAAAAAAAGGAUUUUGUCAGAACCGUCUCGACAGGGGUUGUGAGAUUGUCCAGGGUAAGGUCUUAGGAGGUUCCUCUACUAUCAACGAUAUGGCGUACAUGAGAGGAAGUCCUGCAGACUACGACGAAUGGGCUCUUAAUGGCAAUGAUGGUUGGAGUUUCUCCCAAGUCCUGCCGUACUUUAAAUAUUCGGAAGGAAACUAUGACAGAGAUAUAUUUAAAAAUAAAUUCUUCCAUUCAACGCAAGGCCCGUUGGAUGUAGGACGCUACCCAUAUGUAGAUGAUAAUGUAGAUGUACUUCUGAGUGCUUUUAAUGAACUCGGUUAUAACUAUACCGAUAUCAAUGGUCGAAACCAACUUGGUUUCAUGAGAAUACAAACUAUGUCGUAUUUUGGUGAAAGAGUGAGUGCAUUCACUGCUUUUUUAGAACCUGUUAGAAAAUUAAGAUCCAAUCUUGAGAUUGUUACUGAAGCAUUAGUAACUACAAUUGCAUUAGAGGAGCAGAGGCAAUCAAUUAGAGCAUUAGGUAUUGAAUAUAUUAAAAAUGGCACAAGAGUAAAAGCGAAAGCCAAUCGGGAAGUUAUAUUGACCGCUGGUGCUAUCAAUUCUCCAAAACUACUGAUGCAAUCAGGAAUAGGACCAAAAGAAUAUUUGGAAUACUUAAACAUUAGGGCUGUCUAUGAUUUACCCGUUGGAGCUAAUUUUCAAGACCAUCUUUCAGUUUGUUUGCCCGUAAUCAAAUUAACUAAGACAUCUACGUUACGAAAAUUCCCUGAUAAAUUGAAAGAUAUAACGACGUAUUAUUCGAAAGGCACUGGCCCACUUUCAGCAAAUUUUCAAGUGGUUGCAUUCAUUGAAACAAAAUUCUCAGACAUAUUGGGAACACCAGAUAUAGAAGUAAGAUUUAAAGGCCAUAACUCUAAUAUGUAUUAUGACAAGAUUGAUAUAUGCUUAUCACUUUUGACACCACGGAGUAGAGGGCAAGUAGUAUUGAAUGCAAGCGAUCCUGUUUUUGGAAAGCCUCUUAUAUACCCAAGUUUUCUUAAAGAUUCCUCAGAUGAAAAGAAACUUUUAGAGGGCAUACAAGAAAUUACUAAACUUUUUGAUACGGAAGUGUUUAAGAGUGCCGAAAUUGAGUUUGAUCCGCGGCCAAUAUUAAAUAAUGAGUGUAAAAAUUUUGAAAGAGUCUCUGAAGAAUUUUGGUCAUGUAUAAUUAGACACUUUACAAGUCCUUUACAUAACUACGCUGGAACAUGUAAAAUGGGCCCUACCAAAGAUCCAGAAUCAGUAGUUGAUCACACCCUAAGAGUGUACGGAACAACCAAUUUGAGGAUAGCUGAUACAUCCAUAAUGCCGAAAAUAACACGAGGAUCUACUGCAGCUCCUGUCAUCAUGAUAGCUGAAAAGGCAAGCGAUUUAAUAAAAACAACUUGGUACUGA
Molecule: messenger RNA, 1911 nt
Organism: Chilo suppressalis (striped riceborer)
Lineage: Eukaryota; Metazoa; Arthropoda; Insecta; Lepidoptera; Crambidae
Source: the annotation of a GenBank genome assembly